GCAAAAUGAGACGUGGCUAUUUUGUCUGUCUAUCUAGAAUUUAACGGCGUGAAUAUUCAAAGUUUGUGAAUGUGUAAAUAGGUCUCCGUUUAAUUUAGUAAUUCUUUCUUCUUAAUUUAAAGUUAGAAUGUCAAAUAUUGGUACUAAAGAUACUCUGUUGAGUAUUAUUGAUGAUAUAGAGCUUAUUGCCAAAGAAUUAUUCGAAAACUUGAUUGCACCUAAAGGGCAAAAAUUAACAUCUGCGGAAUUGUCACAGCUUGCUGAACUUCUGGUUUUAAAGGAUCAAGAUUUGAAAGCAACUUUAGCUGUUGCUGCAGAGCAAGCUGAAAUUCAGAAAAAAAUUGAUGCACUUCAAGCUGAUGUUGAAAAACAAGAUCAGGAUAUACAUCACUUGCAAAAAUAUUUAAAAGAAGCAGAGCAUUUAUUGGCAACUGCUGUGUAUCAAGCAAGACAGAAAUUGCAGUGUAUUGCCAAAAGCAAUGAAAAAACUGUUUCUGUUGAUGAACUAAUAAAAUAUGCACAUAGAAUUAGCUGCUCAUAUGCAGUUGCUGCACCACACAACUGGCAACCUGGUGAUCCACGACGUCCUUAUCCAACCGAUAUAGAAAUGAGGCUGGGCUUUCUUGGGCGACUAAGUGAUUUACCUCUGAGUGGCAGUAUGUUACAGCAGCAACAAGGAAAUCUAGAUAUGUCAGUUUCUAGAGGACCUCAUGGUGAACAAAAUCCAUCCUCACAAGCUGGAACAUUUACCUGGCCAGCAUCAAGUGAUUUGAAAAGCAGUAUGAGUGCUUCCAGUAACCAUGGGGUUGGCAUGGAUACUAAAUCUCAUAAUAAAGAAAAUGAAGAUGUGGAAGUUAUGUCUACUGAUUCGUCCAGUAGCUCAUCUAGUGACAGUCAAUAAUCAGUAUAAUUUAUUUUGUAAAUAUUUCAUUUGUAAUAUCUCUCAUGUCAUUUACAUUUGUAAUCAUUUGAUUCAUCCAAUUAAAUGAUUUUAUAAUAGUAUA
This is a messenger RNA of Stegodyphus dumicola, 1004 nucleotides long. RefSeq names its product mediator complex subunit 4 (gene MED4). The record is from RefSeq and is a predicted model, not a curated record. Gene Ontology annotation, biological process: regulation of transcription by RNA polymerase II. Gene Ontology annotation, cellular component: mediator complex; core mediator complex. Lineage: Eukaryota; Metazoa; Arthropoda; Arachnida; Araneae; Eresidae. Gene Ontology annotation, molecular function: transcription coregulator activity.